Messenger RNA from Colletotrichum chrysophilum, 906 nucleotides. RefSeq lists its product as uncharacterized. The record is from RefSeq and is a predicted model, not a curated record. The coding region runs from base 1 to 906 and encodes 301 amino acids. The transcript has a single exon. NCBI's taxonomy places the organism in Eukaryota, Fungi, Ascomycota, Sordariomycetes, Glomerellales, Glomerellaceae.
AUGGCAACCGUAGAAGAACGACACCCGGAGCUCUUCCGCCCGGUCAGCACCGAGUCCCCGCGCGGGAAGAAGAGAACCGUGCCGAUGCAGGUCCUGUGCCUGGGCUUCCCCCGAACAGGCACGUCAUGUAAGGCCCAGUCCCAACCACACCCAGGCGCCUGCCGAAACUCUAACCUUAGCCGCGGAACAGCAAUGUGCGCCGCGCUCGAGAAGCUGGGGAUCCCCUGCUGGCACUCGACAGUCUUCAUGUCGACCAACUUCGCCGACAUUGAGAUGUGGCAGGAGGCCGUCGACCGCAAGUUCUUCGGCGCCCGCGCGCCGGUCGGGCGGGACGAGUUUGACCAGCUGCUGCACUCGUACGGCGCCGUGUCGUCGGACACGCCGGCGGUCGCGUUUGCGGAGGAGCUAAUUGCGGCGUAUCCCGAGGCUAAGGUCGUGCUUGUCGAGAGGGAGGUCGAGAGCUGGCAUAAAAGUUACAUGCAGGGUGUCAUUGCGAAUAUGUUUGACCCGUUCAUCAGUCUGGUGUAUCAGCUUGACCGGUUCUACGUCCAUCCCAUUGGCAAGAUUCACCGGAGUGUAACCGGCGGGUGGCUGGAUAUCUGGAAUGUCAAAGACGCCGAGGCGAAAGCGAGACAGAAGUAUUGCGAGCACUAUGAGAUGUUGAGGAGGGUCACGCCGAAGGAGAGGUUGCUGGAGUUCGAUCUGGCGGAUGGGUGGGACCCGCUGUGCGAGUUCUUGGGCAAGGAUGUCCCUAAAGUCCCUUUCCCGCACCUGAAUGAGAAGGCCUGGCUAGACGAGAAGGUGAAGAUCAUCGCCGUCAACGGGUUGAAAGGAUUGGGCAAGAAGAUGGGGCUGAUCAUGGGACCUGUUGCCGUUGCUGGAGCGGCAUGGUGGCUGUACGGAUGA